Messenger RNA from Neodiprion virginianus, 3549 nucleotides. It is a transcript of the gene unc-45, whose product is annotated as protein unc-45 homolog B. The record is from RefSeq and is a predicted model, not a curated record. Bases 111 to 2936 code for a protein of 941 amino acids. Gene Ontology annotation, molecular function: Hsp90 protein binding. The transcript is spliced from 2 exons. NCBI's taxonomy places the organism in Eukaryota, Metazoa, Arthropoda, Insecta, Hymenoptera, Diprionidae.
GGGAAGAGUAUAUUAAUAAGAAUCAGAACCUUAAAGUUGAAUUAAGUGCUUACUCGCGGACUAUUAAACAUUGAAUAACCACCUCAUUCGUCAGAGAAUUAUCAAUUAUCAUGACUAAAACAGAAAUGAGUUCGCAACAGUGGAAGGAAAAGGGUAAUGAGGCGUUCAAAAACGGUGAAUGGAAAGAAGCGGAGAACUGCUAUAGUAAUGCGAUAUCCUUGGCUGAGCAGUGCAGCUCUGAAAAAAGUAUUUGCCAUAAAAAUCGAGCGGCGGUAUACCUCAAGCAAAAAGAAUACCCCAAAGCAAUUCAGGAUUGCGACAAAGCUCUGGAAAUUUGUCCAAACGAUCCGAAAGCUCUAUUCCGAAGAUGCCAAGCCCUUGAUGCUAUGGAGAGAUAUGAAGAGGCAUAUAGAGACGCCAGGAAUCUGGUAACUGUCGACCCAUCAAACAAAACGAUACAGCCCAUCCUGGCAAGGCUUCAUGAAAUAGUUCAGGAAAGACUGAGGGUAAAUUCCCAAAUCAACACCAAAGUCUCGCAGAUGUUUAAUUUGGCCUUUGACCUGAAAACUGACACCAAAAACAGAGAAACUUCAAUGAACAACCUGCUGGUACUGGCCAGGGAAAAAGCGGGUGCUGAAGUAAUGUUCAAUGAAGGUGUUGUCAAAAAGAUUCACACCCUGCUAAAGGUGGAAAAAAACGACGAGAUAAACUUGGCCUGUGUUAGGAUAAUCGCUGAACUUUGCAAGGACAAUGUGGAUCGGACCAAAGCGGUUCUUCAAGAUGUGGGAAUACCUUGGUUUCUGGACAUAAUAAACAGCAGGAAGGAGGAAAGGGUAAAUGCUGCACAACACUGUAUGCAAGUUGUACUAAACAGCUUCAGCGGCAUGGACAAUAAACCAGAUACGAAACCAAACAAGGAGCUCUGCGAGAAGUACAAGAAGGAGAUCGACACACUGCUGACAUGCCUCGUUUACAGCAUAACAAACAGGACGAUUACGGGUCUGGCGAGAGAUGCUAUAAUUGAACUGAUCAUGCGGAAUAUACACUACACAACUCUUAGCUGGGCGGAGCAGCUCAUCGAGAUCCGGGGCCUUCAGCGGCUGAUGGAAGUUGCCAGUGAGCUCGAGGAGUACAAGUACGAAUCGGCAAUGGAAAUAACAUCGUCAACCCGUACAAUCACCUCCGUUUGUCUGGCUCGCGUCUAUGAAAACAUGUACUACGACGCUGCGAAGGCAAAGUUCAUGAACGCCAUAGACGAAUUCAUUAAAGACAAGCUAAUCACUCCAGACAUUGAGUCCAAAGUGAGAGUCGUUGUCGCUAUAACUUGUCUGCUGCUUGGUCCGCUUGACGUUGGUAAUACGGUGAUAGCGAAGGAGGGGAUAAUGGAGAUGAUAUUGGUGAUGGCUGGAACAGACGACAUUCUUCAGCAGAAAGUCGCCUGCGAGUGCAUCAUUGCCGCGGCUUCUAAGAAGGACAAAGCUGUUGCAAUAAUAAAUCAGGGUAUAAACAUACUCAAGAAACUGUACACUUCCAAAGACGAUUCUAUAAAAGUACGAGCUCUUGUCGGACUCUGUAAGCUGGGAAGUUCUGGCGGUUCUGACGCGACAAUUAGACCAUUCGCCGACGGGUCGACGAAAAAACUGGCUGAAGCCUGUAGGCGGUUUCUGGUUAAUCCAGCAAAGCAGAAAGAUAUGAGGAAAUGGGCAGUCGAGGGGCUUUCGUACCUGACUUUUGACGCCGAAGUCAAGGAGAAAUUAGUCAGCGACAAACCUGCGAUAAAAGCAAUGAUAGAGUUGGCACAAACUGGGGAUCAAUCCGUCAUCUAUGGCGUUGUGACAACUCUUGUCAAUCUCUGCAAUGCUUACGACAAGCAGGAAAUAAUCCCGGAAAUGCUGGAGCUUGCCAAGUUUGCAAAACAUCACAUUCCCGAGGAUCACGAACUUGAUGACGAGGACUUCGUCAAUAAUCGACUGAUCAUUCUGGCCAAGGAAGGUGUCACUACAGCACUGGUCAGCCUCUCCAAAACUGAGAGCCACAAUAGCAGGGAAUUGAUAUGCCGGGUGUUCAACGCGAUCUGCAGCCAAGUCGAGCUCAGAGGAAUUGUCGUUCAGCAGGGAGGUGCUAAAGCGCUCUUGCCCAUGGCGUUGGAAGGAACAGCAAAGGGGAAGAAACAGGCGGCUCAAGCUCUCGCACGGAUCGGAAUAACGAUCAAUCCAGAAGUGGCAUUUCCAGGGCAGCGAAUAAUGGAAGUUAUCAGGCCAUUCCUCGCUCUAUUGGAACAGGAAUGCUCCGCAUUGGAGAACUUCGAGGCGCUCAUGGCGCUCUGCAAUCUUGCCGGAACCAGCGAGAGCGUCAGAUGCAGGAUUUUCAAGGAGGGGGGAUUUCAGAAGAUCGAACACUACGCCUACGAGGAUCACGUGAUGCUGACUCGUGCCGCUACUCAAGUCAUCACCAACCUUAUGAUGUCUCCAGAGGUGCUCAAGUUUUACGAAGGCGACAAUGACAGGGUCAAGUAUCUCGUAAUUUUGUGCGAAGAUGAGGACGAGCAGACCAGUAUGGCUGCUGCUGGUGCUCUGGCAAUGCUGACCGCAAACAGCACCAAAGCUUGCGCUAAGAUAUUCGACUCGAAAAAUUGGCUCGAGUCUAUUCACUACCUUCUGGCUAAUCCAAACAAGAGUAUCCAGCACAGAGGCGUUGUUGUGGUGCUUAAUAUGAUAUCCAGCACCAAGGAUGUCGCCGCUAAAUUAAUUGAGACUGACGUCAUGGAGAUUUUAAUGGCGCUGACUAAAACCGAGGCCGUUGAGGACAAGACGAUACGGGAAUUAGCCGCUAAGGCUUUGGAAACUGCUGCCAAGUGGGAAUUGAUUAAGAAAAACAUUGAAGACCUUCAAGGCGUCAGUAAUAUCAAUCUGGAUGAUUCUGCCGCUGUCGAAUAGUCUGCACUUUAUACAAAGUCUUUGUGUUAAAGCUAUUUUACACAUGUUUCGUUACUUACCAGAUCACGAUUCAUGAUUACUUGCUAAUCAGUCUUCAAUUUGCCCAGAUAUUAUCAUUACGACACAAAAAAAGUUCCUGUAUUUUAUUUCUCUAUAUCCAUACAUGCAUUUGUUUUUAUUUUCGUGGGAACUGUGUGACGUUUUCUUACAUCAGAAAUUAUUUUAGUUAUUAUUGAUAUCACAACAUUUUCAUACAUCAUCAUUCAUUGUUCUGAAGAUUCUAGAUGAACGCACUCAAGUACUUAAAAAUAUUUUUGGCACUAGAUAAUGUUCAAUCAUUUUGAUUUAUACUUAAGAAUUCUAUAAGUUCAUUCUUACUUACACUGUAACAUAGUAUUAAUGCACUUGGAUAUUGGCAAGUUAAAAUUUUGUAAUUUAAAUUGUUGGAAAAAAUUUGUACAGUAUUUAUUUCGAUAAUAUAUUAUAAUAAAAUAUAUUUAUACCUACUACACGACUAUUGUGUUUACCUGACGAGAUUGAGUUAUAGGAAUUGUCGAAAUAUCAAAAUUGAUAGUACAUUGCUAAAUAAUUUUCAACCAUUCAAUACAUCUCU